Exserohilum turcica Et28A is the source of this 1140-nucleotide messenger RNA. RefSeq lists its product as uncharacterized. NCBI's taxonomy places the organism in Eukaryota, Fungi, Ascomycota, Dothideomycetes, Pleosporales, Pleosporaceae. The transcript is spliced from 3 exons. The record is from RefSeq and is a predicted model, not a curated record. Bases 99 to 1115 code for a protein of 338 amino acids. Gene Ontology annotation, molecular function: oxidoreductase activity, acting on the CH-OH group of donors, NAD or NADP as acceptor.
UCGACAUUGUACGGGAAAAUAAAAGUACAUACCUCUUGCUUGCUUACACGAAGACACCAACACUGCCUCUACCGCAUCUGGUAGCUUCACACAGCGCCAUGCCUGAUCUAGCCCUGGAUACAGAUGCUACUGUUGUUGUGACGGGGGUCAACGGGCUGGUAGGGAGCCAUGUGGCCGACCAGCUGCUAAAGAGAGGGUACAAUGUCCGCGGCGUGGUGAGAGACGCUGAGAAGCACAAGUACCUGGUUGAGUACUUUGGUGAGAAGCACAGAUACGCAAAGUUCGAGCUCGUUGGUGUGCCGGAUAUGACGGUUGAGGGAUGCUAUGAUGAUGUUGUCAAAGAUAUUGGCGGGUUCGUCCAGGUCGCGUCGCCUAUGGGCACCAUCCUCGACGUUGACGAGGCUAUUUCGGUUGCUGCAAAUGGAGCCAUAAAUGCCCUCAAAGCUUGCGCAAAAAGCCCUUCGUGCAAACGCUUCAUCUUCACUUCUUCGUCCGUUGCGGCAACUUUUCCCCAUCCCGAUGUAGAGAUGUCAAUCGACGAGAAUGCGUACAACGACGAAGCACUGCAGACUCUGAGGAAAGAUCCAAACACACCGGGGCUGUAUAGCUACGCCGCCAUGAAGGUGGAGACUGAAAAGGCGAUGCGCGAGUGGAUGCAAGAGAACAAACCAGACUUUGUCUUGGUUUUUGUUCUCCCCAACAUGAACCUCGGUGCCGUUCUCAUUCCUGAGCAUCAGGGAUACCCCUCAACCAUCAAUUUGGCCCGCCAGGCAUGGUUGGGCCAGCACCUCGAAAUGUUCGCCACAUUUGCCGGUCCACAAUGGUAUGUCCAUCCUGUCGACUGUGCAUUGGUGCAUGUUUCUGCACUGAUUUAUAAGGAUGUGGGUUCCGAACGCCUAUUUGCAUUUGCAGAGCCUUGGGACUACAACAAGAUGCUGGACAUCUGGCGAAAGUUGUAUCCUGAAAGGAAGUUUCCGGACCCUAUCGAGGGAUUGGGUGUAGACAAGAUGGAGAUUCCAAACAAAAGAGCAGAGGAAUUGCUGACGUGGGUCAAGGGGGCGGGAUGGGAUAGCCUCGAGAAGGGAUUAAAAGAAAUGACUGAAAGCUGGGUUUGAGAGACGAUUGCGAUAGAAUGAUAGA